ACCGCCUCACCAUUGGCCGGGGCAGAAAGUGGGAGGGACACGCCGGGAGUCUGAUUCUUUAAACAAACUUUUCAGUAGGACUGCCUGCUUCCCCUUCGCACUGCUGUGUCGGAUCCAGACAAAAGGAGCCUGAUAUUUCUCCCUGAAGGCAAGGCCCAGAUCCAGCCGCCACCAUGUCGAGCAAGCGUGCCAAGGGAAAGACCACCAAGAAGCGCCCUCAGAGGGCCACCUCCAACGUCUUCGCCAUGUUUGACCAGUCUCAGAUCCAGGAGUUCAAAGAGGCGUUCAACAUGAUUGACCAGAACAGAGACGGUUUCAUUGACAAGGAGGAUCUGCACGACAUGCUGGCCUCUCUGGGUAAGAACCCCUCUGACGAAUACCUGGAGGGGAUGAUGGCCGAAGCACCAGGGCCCAUCAACUUCACCAUGUUCCUCACCAUGUUUGGAGAGCGGCUCAACGGUACGGACCCUGAGGAUGUCAUCCGCAACGCCUUUGCCUGUUUUGAUGAGGAGGGAUCUGGCGUGAUCCACGAAGACCAUCUGAGGGAGCUGCUGACCACCAUGGGCGACCGCUUCACAGAUGAAGAGGUGGACGAGCUGUUCCGCGAGGCGCCUAUCGACAAGAAGGGCAACUUCAACUACGCAGAGUUCACCCGCAUCCUCAAACACGGCGCAAAAGACAAGGAUGACGAGUAGAGGGAGGGACCGACAGCACCUGGCCCCCGCACACAUACUGCACCACAAAUCAGUCCCUAGUUCCUACCUUUGGGCCUUGUAGAGAGAAAUUAGUAAGAAUAGUAGGCUAUAUACCGGUAUCAAAGUCUUUUAUAAAAGGGCAGAAAUUGCCAUUGUGUUGCUUCUAUUUAGAUCUACAAGUUUAUGAAAGGUAGAAGCUCAGGAUUCAUUUGGGAUCCAACAAAAUAUUUUGCAAUACACUACUUUUCAACUUGUAUCAUUGAAGGUUUCCAUGAAGAGAAGCACGUCCACUGUGGCCACUCUGAAUGGAAGUGACCUUUUUUAGAUUGUUGCAGGGAACCCGGUUGGACUUCUGAGAUGCAUCAAACAUCAUGUAUGUGUGCGGGGGCUGGAAUGCCAGACUCAGUGCUUCAUAAGAGUACCAGCAAUGUUUACCUCUUCCUGCCAAUUAGCCAUCACACCUGCACAAGCACUGCCACAAGUCUCCUUAUCUGUAAUAUGUGCAUCCCUGUAUGUUGUAAAUGGAUAAAAAGAAGUGAUCUUUCUUGACUGUGUUUAUUAAAUGUGGCGAGUACUUCCACUUGAUGAAAUGGUUGCGAGAGCUUUCAGUCUGAACUCAUAUCUUCCUCCCAUCAGCUGGCUGUGUGUAUUUUUUGAAGGAUCAGGUAUGUCUUGCUGCUGAAGGAAUUCAGUCUUGAAAUUGCUCAUUGUGCAAAUAAAUGUACGUUUAUUCAUACUGUUGACCGUCAAAAGUGUAGAUGGGGUGUUUAAGUAGUCACUGUUUCCAUAUGUCUCCUACUUUCUUCACAUGCUUAAAUCAUCAGUGUACUGUACUUUACAUUGCUGCCAUUUUCCAAAGGACUCUGAACUGUAUGUGUGCACUAACCUGGAUAUUUUUCCAAAACAUUUACUUUGAACUACAUGCUUUGCAAUGUUAACAUAACUAAAUGUUCACUACUGCAAGUACUGAUAAACUGAAGACAAAAGUAAUGCAUCAAUUUGAAAUAAUAAAGACAAAAUAUUUGGAA
This is a messenger RNA of Micropterus dolomieu (smallmouth bass), 1723 nucleotides long. It is a transcript of the gene myl9b, whose product is annotated as myosin, light chain 9b, regulatory. Lineage: Eukaryota; Metazoa; Chordata; Actinopteri; Centrarchiformes; Centrarchidae. Gene Ontology annotation, molecular function: calcium ion binding. Bases 174 to 695 code for a protein of 173 amino acids. Gene Ontology annotation, biological process: myofibril assembly; platelet aggregation. The transcript has 4 exons. The record is from RefSeq and is a predicted model, not a curated record. Gene Ontology annotation, cellular component: stress fiber; cytoplasm; myofibril.